Molecule: messenger RNA, 8877 nt
Organism: Pocillopora meandrina
Lineage: Eukaryota; Metazoa; Cnidaria; Anthozoa; Scleractinia; Pocilloporidae
Source: the annotation of a GenBank genome assembly
CCUACUUUACAAGAUGGAGAAGUUACCGAGAUAGGUGAUGCGGAGAAUUUCAGGUGCAAAUGUUUGGCGAAGCUUCGCUCCUUCUUAUAAAAGGAAAUGAUUACUCUCGCAAAGAAAAUUAAGGAAGAGCGGGAUAAGAAGGAAAAGGGCGAUCACGGGACAGGAAACACGAAAAGCGGGAGAACAUCUAUACGUGACAAAUUGCUAACCAAAGGUAGAAUCUAGAAACUGUUACGCAGUUUGUUCAUGUACGCCUUUUGCGCCAUAAAAUGAUUAAAUUAACGUCCCCCCAUCAUUAAUUGUUGAAAAAUGGACCUGAUUUUUAGCUUUUUUCAGCUUUUAUCUCGGUAUAUGAACAAUUUUUCCCUGUAGUUUUUUCUUACGCUUUCCUUUUUCCGUUUUAAGAAGUGACAGAACUCGAGGAAAAUGUACCGGGUGAGUUAAUAGCUACAAAUAUAUCGUAUUUAUUAUUGCUGCGUUUGUUUUAAACAUGAAAAUGUGGUUAUUGCCUGCAUAUUAGAAGACUCACUGCUACAAAGUUGUAGUUUGAUUAUUUUUGUGUUUAAAUCUUUUGACGUUAGCACUCGCUUGUAUACUUACUGACUAUAAUUUUCUUUGCUCUGGUUAACAUUAAGAACGAGUACUGGAUUAUGUUUUAUGGUAUAACUUGGCUGUUAUGUAACCUAAACUCGGGGUUUUUAAUAAAUAUAGAAGAAAUGUAGAAGCAGCUGAAUAGUGUAAAGCAACAUCAGAAUUUAUUACAUAACGGCUCUGCAUUUGAAUUGUAAAUUUCUCAGGCCAUCGAAAAUCAGCUGGAGAACUCUUCAACCUCCCUCAUUAAAUUGGCACCCUAAUCGCUUACUGGUUGUUAUGAGUGCAUCAAAGCACUGAAAUCCUACUUACACCGUUUUAAAAAAAGUGUUGCUGUUAUUAUGAUUUUUAAGUCAGACAUACAAAUUUAUAGGACUGGAGAACAUUUGUGAAUAGAGAAGAUCAUGCUAAACUGUGGAUAGAAAAUUCUUCUUUAUCCUUAAAAUAAUGAUUUGUGAUUUAAUAAGUGAAAAUACUGCUUUAUGUUUAUACUUUACAGAGCCAGGUUUAGAUGUUGAUUUGUGAAAAACUUGUUAGUGCAUUUCAGUCAGCACUGCACAUGAUUUGAUGUUUUUUUAAGAAUAAACAUUGCAAGAAUUUUUCAAAUGAACAUUUUUCUUGUAUUUUCCUCACAGAAUCCUGUCAAGUUGACUUUAAGGAUCCAAACAUUCUUCAUGAGUUCACUCUGACUGUAACACCAGGUUAGAAAAUGAAAGUUUUCUUAAGUGCUGUGAAGGCUCUCUCCAAAUUUUCAACACCAAUGAUAUCAUACUGUUUUGCAAAUGAAGGCCACAUAACCUGGUCCACAUGAGGCACUAACCUUUUGACCCCUAAGAGUGACUAGCAUCUAAUUUCUCCUUACCAUAUCAACCCUGAAUCACAUAUUAAGGUCACAAGAAUAAAGAAAAUAAUCACCAACCAAAGAGGCUCUUGAUUGUUAAAUUCUCCAGGUCAGCACCUUAAGAAAUGUAUAGAGAACAGUAUAAGGAAUGUGCGUACAGAUGUAAAGGUGUAAAGGGUGAAACACAAGCAAAGUGGCCCAAACUACAAGAUUUAUCCUAGUUUCCAUAGCAUUUCUGGGCCCCUGAUGGAUGGGAUGUUACCUAUUUUAGGUUACUCCCAUGACCCUGCCUCAGCUCCCUCUGCCUUUUAUCAGAGUUUCCUCGCUCUAUACAAGUACGCAUUCACACCCCUGAGUAGAGCCUGGUCCACUUGAAUUGUGAAAAUUAACUUUAGGCUUGUCUUCUAGUAGCAGAUCCAUAAGAAUGCAAGCAGCCUUUUUUCUUACCAUUUGUAUUAUUUGCAUUGCAUUCAAAUGAAGCAUCUCAUCAACUAGACAAGCUUCCAUGCGUAACCCUUAAAUUCAGUGGUGAUUGUGUACAACCUCUUGAGGUUUCAAUAUAUUCUGUUACAAACAGGUUAUGAGAACAAACAAACUUAUCAGCUAAUAAACAAUAAUUAUUUCAUGAUCGGGUGUUGGAUAUGAGAUGAUAGAUAGCCAACAAGGCCCAUAGGCCUGAAGUGGCUAUAAUCAUCUCAUAUCCAAUAAGUGCCAGUGGAAUAAUUGUUUUAUGAAAAAUGCCCCAAAAGAUAGAUAAAGCUUUCCAACUUUAUUUUGUAAACUUUAUUAAUUUUUUUUUUUUUUUGAGUUAUACACUUUCUUUAUUUGUAGAGCAUGGUAUAAUGGCUCAUAACCCUUGAUGGCUAAGCCAAUGAAAACUCUUGAAUUGCAUUAUCCAAUGAUCCAAGAAAAUGAAUGACACUGAUACGGAGAAUUAAUGUUGGGAUCUGGAGAAUUAAAAAAACCUUACAAUUUUAAGAUAGCAAAAAGGCUUGACUGCUUGUCAACCAAUCCUUUGGAACCCAAAAAUGUUGUUCAGAGUUAUCCUUGUUGAUUUAACACAAUUUUCUUUUAUUUUCUUCACUUUUAGGAGAGGGUUAUUGGAAGGAUGGAAUUUUUAUAUUUCAUAUUAUGAUACCAGAAGAGUAUAAUAUAAAGGUGGGUUUAUAUUAACCCUCUAAUUCCCAGAUCAAAUUUGUCAUUCUCCUUACUGUCAACUACACAAUUCUUAUAUUGUUAGUUCAGAGAAUUUAGUAUUGGAUCAGCUAAUUAUCCCCAAAUUGAUAUUUUUCUUUAUUCUCAUCACUUAUCUGGUUGUUGUUUAAUUGAUAUCAUCAGGAGAAAUUCUGUCUUGGUCACUUAUGGGAGUUAAAGGGUUAAAUCUGUUUGUAAUAAUCCAAUAAUUUUAACUCCUCACUCUCAAAAGUGAUCAGUUUUGUUAACUCUCCAUGUGAUCUGGAAAUAAUAUCAAACAGGCAAGUUUUGAGAAUUCAGCAAAUUAUCAACUGAGGAAGAAUGUUAAGAUACAAUACCAAAUUCUCACAACAAACUAACAAAAAAAAUUGAUCUUUUAGGAGAAUAUGUGCAGAACGGUGAAAAAGGUUUUUAGACUGUUAGUUACAUUCUUGAACAAAUGAUUUUUAAUAUUUCCUUAUUCUUUGCUUACUUUUCUUUUCUUGGUGUAAAUAUUUUUUUCAAUGAAAAAGAUUAAACUGAAAGUUGAGUGAAAAAUAACAAUUAAUCAAGAUUUCACUGAUCUGUGGGUAUAUUAAAGAGAAAUUAAAGGAAAUUCCAGUUGUUGUGAAAAACUCAUUUUUUAUUCAAUUGAUUUAAGAGUUUGUUUUUGCAUUAUUUGGCAUUAUUUCAGCCACCUAAUGUUUGGUGUGAAACAAAAAUCUGGCAUCCAAACAUAAGUGAGAAUGGAGAAGUCUGUUUGAGGUAUGUAUAUGUAUAUAUUUAGGAAUACUCUGAUUUCAAUUCCUAAUGAUAGAGAUUUUCUAUCUAUCAGACUUUAUAAUAAAGUUUGGAUAUAACGUGCGCUGUCAUUGGCUGAAAGAGUGUGCUCGAUGAGAGUAUAGAGCAUAGAGCUGAGCUAAAGCUGUCAUGCUAUCUGCCAAAUUGUACUAUGUUCGACCUUUUCUGGGCCUUUUUUUUAGCUUUUAUCCAAUAAUUGAAAGUAAAAUUUCAGAACAAGUGAGCCGGCAAGUAGCAACAGAAGAACCAAACAAACAUUUGUAAACAUACCAGGCGCCGUGAUUUACGUUAUUAAAAUGUGAGCAGAUACAAAAAUCCUCAAAGGAAAAACGAAAUAGACAUUCCGAGUUUUAAAGAUUUUGAUGCUCAGUUAGAUAGCAAGCUUACGUACGGUAAUAUAGUAUAUAAUAAUAAUAUAUAAUAUAGUAUAUAAAGCACUUAGGAAGCGGCUAGACUACGUCUUGUGUUUCUCCCUACACUUCUUUUGUGCUCUAGCCGCUUCCUGCGUGCUUUAUAACAGAACAGAGCACAGUCAAGGCUUCUCUAUUUGUUAAAUAAAGGACAUUUCAAGGGCUUUGUUCGCUUGACUGUGAUUAAUUUUUAAUUAGUUGCACAUUCAUGUGAUUAUUGUUGUGGCUAUGUAAUCCUGUAAUACCUAAGAGACCAGUGUCUAAUUUCUCUAUACAGUAUCCCCCCUGAAUGAAUCAAUAAGUUUGUUAGAUUAAUGGAAAUGAUUAUCAAUUAAAGAAGCUCUUGAUUGUGAAACAAAUUAUUUUUGUCAGUAUUGUAGGAAAUGUAUAGAGGACAGAAUGGAAACAUAGGUACUGAUGUUAGGGUGAAAAUAGUUAAUAAAAUGGUUAAUAUAACAAAAAUUGUUUUAUAUUUAUGCGCAGCUUGUUGAGGGAACACACUCUUGAUGGGUCUGGAUGGGCACCGACAAGAAAAUUAAAGGUCAGUCUGAGGUGGCACUGCCAGUGUUGAAAUGGUUUUGUGUAUGUUGCAAUAUUAUCAAAAAACUUUUUUUUUCUGCAUGCAGCUAGUUUAACUCUUUUUAAAAACUCUGAGAUGGGUGAGCAUCUAAUACUUCAAACAGUAUCACCCUAAUUCAAACAUUCUAGCAUAGCAUGAUGUCUUUUUUCUUCUACCACUGACUGAUUUCAUAUCUUUCCUCAGGAUAUAGUGUGGGGCCUGAAUUCUUUGUUUACAGUAAGUUAUGAUUAUAUCAUCUCACCAAACAGAUUGAAAAUAUUAAUAAUGGUAAUAGCAGAGCUUGCAGAGCAUAGCCCCAUAAUUAUACAAAAUAGUAGUAACCCAUCAAGCCAAAAAAAUAUGGAUGUAUGACUGUACGACUGUACAAGGUGCUACUUUUAUCAUGCGUGGUCAACUGUACCACGGGCACACCUAUGCCACGGCUUUGUUCAGUAGUCCAGUGGUCAGUGCACUGGACUCCGAGUCGAAUGACCCAGGUUCUAGUCCUGGCCGGGGCAAGGCAUUGUGCCCUUGAGAUGUGUGGGGGGAAAAAAAAAGUGAGCUCCACUUUUAGGCUUGGCUAAAUCUAUAUACCGGUAUUAGGACUUCAUAUCAUCCAAUUUAGUCCAAGGCUGUGCUCUAGCGGCGCCCGGUCGCCUCAGUCGACUAACAUUUGGUCUCGGGCGACUGAAAAAGAAAAGCGGUCGCCCGUCCGGGUGCAUAGAUUUCGGCUUGUGUGAAAACUCGAAACGAAACCAGCAAACGUAUAGAAACGGAACGGAACGGAACGAAACAAAAAGAAACUCCAUCGUGCUCCCCGGCUCCCGCUAGCCCGAAAAGCAGUUUCAACAGUGGAGCGCGUGUUUAAUAAAACGAAACCGUCCUUGAUGCAAAUUUGUGUUUAUUUAAUUAGCUUCGUCCGUGGCAUGCAAGAUGUUUAUCAGCACCAUAUUUGGCGACUUGCUCUCAAUUGUGAUCAUUCGAUCAAAAUUUGACGAAAAUGAAACUUUAAUAUAAGAACCCUUUUGUUUCGAAACCUAUUUUAGUGAUCUUCAAAGAAAUUUUCUUAGCGGUUUUAACAUGUAUGUGGUUAAUGUAUAACAGGAUUUCAUGAUAUCACAAGUUCGCCAAAAUAGAGUACGUGACUGCUAAAUAUAGUAACUCGCUCCGCCGCCCGUGCCCGGUGAAGUGAAUAUUGAACGAGAGAGAUUAAAGAUGAAACUGUUUGGCAAUUCUGCGGAUUCCCUGGAACUGUAAGAAGUAUACAACGCUACUCUUUCAAAACGUCACGGAUUAGUAAAGAUUGUCAUUCAGCAAUGGUUUCCUCGGCCGGAAGUCGCACAAACUUGCAAUCAAGUUUUAAUUAAACAUCCUAUCAAUGGUUUCGUCUACUUUCUGAAAAUUUUAACUUUCUUGCAAAUAGUAAGUUGCAAUGACGAAGGCUAUAUCGGUUUUAACCCACCGAAAAAAGACCAAUUUGCAAACUUCAAAAUCAAAACAAAUAUGAAGUUCUCUAUUUGAACAUGGACAAAAAUUAACUUUUCAAGGUUCAACAUAACAAAAAAACCUGAUUUUAAUCUCCGGCUUAGAAAAAGAAGUAAAUUGUUUCUUUCUCUGACAAUUAUCAGCUGCUAUCGCUUUUAAAAUAUUUUGAUUGUAUGUUGGUUUUAGAGAGUAUAAUUUUCUGGAUAAUGGAAGACGUUAAAAAAAGCAAACAAAAUAUUAAACUUGUGCGUGUCCAGAAUUCUCUGGUAUCUAAAACGUGUUUUGAAAAUAUGUACCAUAUAUGUAUGAUAACCAAUAAAUAUGUAUGAGAGCUAGAUAAACUUUGAAGUCCAUCCAUGAAUCAAAAUCUUUGAAUAAGGAUUUUUUUAUUGUUAAUUAUUAACUAAUUCAACUAUAAAAUAGAUUAUUAAUUAAUUAAUCAAUUAAUUAUUAAUUAAUUAAUCAAUUCGGGCGACCAACAUGGAAGGCUGGGCGACCUACUUGUCAUGGUUAGGCGCCUGAAGGGCUCCCUGAAAAUUUUCCUAGAGCACAGCCUUGUAGUCUGUCAUCAUGCAAGAGAUGAACAAAAGAAGGAGUCUGAUUUGUUAAUCACUAGUAUGAUUACAAAAAGAAUUGGGUGACAUGAAGUCCUUUUACCAAUUAUUACUGAGAUAAUCAAUACUGUGACAAAAUUUUAGAAACAAACUAGGCGUUGUCAUAAAAAACAACUAACAGUUAACAUGACAACAGCUUGAACACAUGAGACACAUACACUGUCUUAUUGCACUGUCCAAUUACAAGCAUAAAGUGUGCAUUGUCUUAUUAGUGCUCAAAUUUGGCUGGUAAUAACCAAUCAUAUUCAAGAAUUUUGUUGAAGUUUGAUUAUAUUUAAAAAAUAUAUAAUAUAUUUAUAUAUUUGUGUCUAUGAGCAUUUCAUACAUUCAAUAAUAUGACUAACUCCUGAUACAAUGCUACAUUACAUAAGUGGCAUAUUGGGUGUGUUCUGUUGCCCCAGUAUGGUUGAUUGGUGGAAUAAUAAUGAUGUACCGGUAUAUAUCAUUGCUUUUAGGACUUGCUGAAUUUUGAUGACCCACUUAAUGUAGAGGCUUCAGAAUUAUAUUUUAAGAACAAGGUAAGUUUUCAGAACCAAUCUAGUGAAACCUUCAUUUAGCAAACCUCAUCUUGAGCAGAUGUGUGGGAGAUGGGAUGGCCUAAUUUUUGGUGUGCUGUACUCAGGGCCCAGAGGUAUGGGUUUAAGAUCUGGCCAAGUCAAUGUAUUAAGCUCUUGAGCAUAACACUUAACUCUCACCAUGCCCCUCUCCACCCAGGGGUGUAACUGGGUACUAGCAAAUUGUCAGAGAAGCCUGAUGAAAUGCUUAGGGAUAACUUUGCAAUGGGUGGGCCACUUAUCUUAAUACAGACUUCACCUUUACUACAUGGUGAACUUGCUGUUAAUUUUCAUAAUAACCUUCAAACAGGAAUCAUUUCGAAGACGAGUUGAAGACUAUAUCAGACUGUAUGCAUCCCCCAGAAGAUAACAUACAACACAGCCAGCAGCAUGGAAUCACCAGCUCCUGGCCGGUGUCCUUGGUCUCUCAAAUAAAUUAUUUAUCAGUAGCAAUAGUUGUAAUAGAUCAUAGAUUGAUUUUGUAAGUACUGUAAGAGUAUGAUUAAGCCAAAGUUUAUUCUGCAUGAAGUUUAGCUCCCAGAAGAGUGAAUCUACAAUUUACUUCAUGUAUCUAGUGAGCUGUGUAAUGUUUAGUUAAUUGUAAUCUAUGGAUCACCAGUUGAUAGGUGUCCUUUUUCUUUCACUCUCUCGUCUUUAUUUAUUCCUUCUUUUCUUAAAUCUGUGACUUCUCUCAGACGUUUGUCUGUCUGUCUGUCAGUAUUUUUGUCUAUCUGUCUAUCAGUCUGUUGAAGUCUGUCUGGCCAUUCAAUUCUCUUUUUAUCUGUCCAUUCAACUGACUAUCUGCCCUUCCAUCUUUCUAUCUAUCUGUCUUUUCUGCCUUUCUGACCAUUGGUCUGUUUGACUGUCUGUCUUUGGGUACGUCUGUCUAAUUUGUCUUUCUGUCCACUUAUCGAUUUUGGGCUCUUUAAAAUCAAAAUACAAGAUCAAGGCCAUUUUUUAUAUGAUUUUCUCAAAAGCUUUCAUGUCAAAAAAAAUAUAUCAAAAAAAUAUCAAAAUAGGGAAACGUAAGUUAAGACAUAAAAUGAUCAAGCAGGAAAUUGUCUUGAUCUAAGAUUUCCGAUCAUUUUCCAAAGAUUACCGAAAAGUAACGGGAAGUUACAGGAGUAUUUUCCUUAUCUAAACCUUUCAAAUAGGAACAGUGCAGUGAUCAAAGAAUUUGCUUGAGUAAAACCUUAUAUAGCGGUUUCUCGGGUGCACUAUGAAAGGAGAGGCCUCUUUGCGCUCGUUUUCGCUGCUUUGCCGCUCAACACUACCAUAGAAGGCCAGUCACACAGGCUAUUGAACUAAAGCAAUGAUUUGGGAAAGUGUAAAUCUUUGUAUGAGGUGCAAAACUACAAAAGAAGGUAAUUCCUUUUUUUAAGUACAAAAUUUUUUGUAAUAUUUAAUAUCACUAUGGCAAAUAUAAAGCUAAGUUACUCACCCAAAGUGUGCGACACUUCUGUUUUCACUUCUUGAUUCAAGUAGUGUUUAAAAGAGUCACUAACACUUCCAGAAUCUUUAUUCGUUAUUGACUCUCGCAGAACCAAAUUAUGUUUCCUUGCGGGAAGUUUAUGUCAACUUGGGGAGCCGGGUUUUUUUCAGGAACCUUUCCCCGUGCAGGCUGGUCGCAUUUCCCGGUUGGUUCCAAUCACCGCACCCACUGGUUCUCCGUGUACCCACUCUCCCUCCAACCGAACAUGGAACAUCGUGACGAACAAACCAACCUGCUUGCAUGACUGACGGGAUUUCUUGUACGCGAAAUACAACCAACUACGCUUGCCGAAGAUGUUCUGAGGAUUUUUUUUACCCCAUAAUUGUUUUAUAAAUAGGCCUAUUUCAUAUCUCGAAG